CUCCCACGUGUGAUUGUGCAACACUGCAUAUAAAUAUGUGAGUAUUGAAGUCACAAUACAAGUGAAGAAGAAGGUGCAGAAGAGAAGUGUCUCCGGCACAGGAUACAAAGAUUUAAGAAGACAUAUUUCUCGAUUGCCCUUUAUCUACCUGUGAUAAAAGAGAAGACAAAUGGAUCCUGCAGUAGCGGAUGUGAUAAAGCACUUUGAUUCCAAUGGCUUCCUUUCUACAUUUCAAGAUUUCCAGCGUGCAGAGACUGGGGAAGAUGCAGAAGCUGAGGGAGAUGCAGAAGCUGAGGGAGAUGCAGAAGCUGAGGGAGAUGCAGAAGCUGGGGGAGAUGCAGAAGCUGGGGGAGAUGCAGAAGCUGGGGGAGAUGCAGAAGCUGGGGGAGAUGCAGAAGCUGGGGGAGAUGCAGAGACUGGGGAAGAUGCAGAAGCUGAGGGAGAUACAGAAGCUGGGGGAGAUGCAGAAGCUGGGGGAGAUGCAGAAGCUGGGGAAGAUGCAGAAGCUGGGGGAGAUGCAGAAGCUGGGGGAGAUGCAGAAGCUAGGGGAGAUGCAGAAGCUGAGGGAGAUGCAGAAGCUGGGGGAGAUGCAGAAGCUGGGGAAGAUGCAGUAGCUGGGGAAGAUGCAGAAGCUGGGGGAGAUGCAGAAAUAGGGGGAGAUGAAGAAAAAGAGAGAGUUGCAGCCUCAUACAUAAAACAGUUAAGCAAAAAAUAUUACAUGAGAGAUACAAAUAACCAAUGGCUUGUAUAUAAAAAUGGUGGCCUUUAUGCAACGACGCUGAACAAUGUAAACUUAAAUCUCAGAGUACCGAUCGAAAUUACCAGCUAUGGCGGCUCAGAAACUGAAUCUGAAAGCUUAAUAACUGAGAGCCUGUCAAAUACUUCCAUAACUAAGAUCCUGCCAGAGAGUAUCUCCCUUUACGUUGCUUUCAGUUUCCUUGAAACCAAUACUCAAAAAAGGAUUUUUCUCUAUUUCUCUUCUAACACACUGGAAUAUAGGAAACUGGAUGCAAUUCUGCCUUCUUUGUCUGGGGAUGAUAUAAACCUGCUGUUUAGCAAAAGCCAACAGACAUCAGUGACCUACACGCCAAUCAAUAAUUCCCAGUUCACCCUGUCCACCUCCGAACGAGGGAAUCAACCUCUAAGUGUGCAGAGCAGAGCAAAAAAUGGCUUUAUAAAGGACUUUUACCUGCAAGAUGUGACAGUCACACACAUAACAGAGUUGGAAUCUCUAGUGACAGAUGAUAAUUUCUGUUAAAUUUGAACCUAAAUAUGUUAUUCACAGACACAGAGCCUUACAGUCAGGGUUCAUUUGUUAAAGGAACAAAGUGUUCUCUGUUCCUCUUUAUAUUCUGUAGGCACAAGUCUCUUAAAGUAUUUAUGUUAAUAUAACUCACAUUUAAUAUAACUCAUAAUAAUAUUUAUUAUUAGAUUCUGGGAGGAAUUGAUAAAACUAGAAUACAUUUUACCCCACUUCAACCUAUCAUUGAACUCAAUCCAGAGAACUCUCUAACUUCUGACCAGUUCUAUUAACCUAGACUAUUUGGGUUAUGUGUCCAGCUCUGAUUGUUGGCUCAUUACAUUAAUUUGAGGGAGCUGGGCAUGGAACACCAUUCAAAUCAGGAGGAUGGAAGGUGUGAAAUGCAGCUCUGGGGUAGAAAGGGCUUCAUAUUCAACUGUCCUUGGGUAAAAGAAAGAGGACUUGGCAGCUACAUGCUACAUAGGAUGUGUUUGGGGCAAUGCAUUUGUUAUAUACUUAUCUAAUGUGUAAAUGACAUAGCUUCUUUCUAUAUAUUUAUAUCAUAUACACCCAUACAGUAAUAAAGAUAUGACACAA
Messenger RNA from Xenopus laevis (African clawed frog), 1837 nucleotides. RefSeq lists its product as uncharacterized. The record is from RefSeq and is a predicted model, not a curated record. NCBI's taxonomy places the organism in Eukaryota, Metazoa, Chordata, Amphibia, Anura, Pipidae. The transcript has 5 exons. The coding region runs from base 170 to 1258 and encodes 362 amino acids.